This is a messenger RNA of Lepus europaeus (European hare), 3007 nucleotides long. RefSeq names its product p53-induced death domain protein 1 (gene PIDD1). Gene Ontology annotation, biological process: DNA damage response; apoptotic process; signal transduction. Lineage: Eukaryota; Metazoa; Chordata; Mammalia; Lagomorpha; Leporidae. Gene Ontology annotation, molecular function: protein binding. The record is from RefSeq and is a predicted model, not a curated record. The coding region runs from base 200 to 2920 and encodes 906 amino acids. The transcript has 16 exons.
GGCCGUCCCCUCUAACGCACCAGGACCCUGGGCACACGGGAAGCGGGAGGGCCGAGUCCUGGCGAGGGCGGACUCCGGUGCAGUCCCAGAAGCAGCUGUCUGAUGCUUCUUGGAGAGAUGGCUUCCCAGGGCCUGCCUGUGCAGGCCUGCCCUGCGAGCUGGGACAUGCCUGGCCCCCAGGGACGGCCGGGGGGUGACGAUGGCCACAGUGGCGGAGGGGCUGGAGCCCGAGGCAGCUGCCACGGGAGAUGCUGCAGGAGCGGCGGCGGUGGAUGCCGGGCCCGGGGCGGCUCCUCUCCUGGCCGGCAAGCAGCUGAGCUUGGACCUGUACCCCGCGGGCUGCCAGCGACUGCUGCACCUGUGCGCCCAGCCGUCGCAGCUGCUGCAGGUGGAGUUCCUGCGGCUGAGCACCCACGAAGACCCUGGGCUGCUGGAGGCCGCCCUGGCCCGGGUGCCUGCACACCUGCCCCGCCUCCGCUCCCUGGUCCUCAAAGGAGGGCAACGCCGGGACAAGCUGGGUGCCUGCCUCCCGGGCACCCUGACCUCGCUGCCGGCCGGGCUGAGUGGCCUGGGCCGCCUGGCCCACCUGGACCUGAGCUUCAACAGCCUGCAGACACUGCCGGCCUGCGUCCCACACAUGCGCGGCCUGGACGCCCUCCUGCUGUCCCAUAACCGCCUCUCGGAGCUGCCUGAGGCCCUGGGAGCCCUCCCUGCCCUCACUUUCCUCACUGUGACCCACAACCGGCUCCGGGCGCUGCCCGUGGCGCUGGGGGCACUGUCCACCCUGCAGCGCCUCGACCUGUCUGAGAACCUGCUGGACUCCCUGCCCGCCGCCAUCGGGGGCCUGAGCCGCCUCUCUGAGCUCAACCUGGCCUCCAACGCGCUGCAGAGCGUCCCGGCCUCCCUCGCCCGCCUCCGGUGCCUGCGGCUGCUGGUCCUGCACAGCAACCGCCUCACCUCCGUGCCCGCUGACCUGGCCGGCCUCCCGCUGCUCACCCAGCUUGACCUGAGGGACAACCAGCUCCGGGCCGUGCCCCCUGAGCUCCUGGACGCCUCCUUCGUGCGUCUGCAGGGGAACCCCCUGGGCGAGGCCCCAGCAGCCUCCCCGAGUCCCCCAGGGACCCCCACGGAUCCGGAGAUGCCUAGGCUGCUCCUGACCUCGGACGCGGACAGCUUUCCCGUCACCCCGUGGGGCUGCUCCGUGACCCUGGCCCGUGGUGUCCGCCUGCUGUUCCCGGCCGGGGCCACCACCGCCCCCGUCACCAUCCACUACCAGCUGUGGCCGCCGCGGCCGGGCCUCGUCUCGCUGGGCCCUCACGACUCCCUGCUCAGCAGUGUCCUGGAGCUGCGGCCCCAUGGGCUGACCUUCUGGCAGGAUGUAAGCCUGUGGCUGCUCGUUGUCCCCCCACGGACCCGGCUCUGCCGUGAGGUGGUGGUCAGGACCCGGAGCGACGGCAGCUGGAGCGACCUGGAGACCUUCCUGGAGGAAGAGGCGCCCAAACGGCUCUGGGCCCGCUGCCAGGUGCCCCACUUCUCGUGGUUCCUCGUGGUUCUGCGCCCUGUGUCCAAUGCCUGCCUGGUGCCGCCAGAGGGGACCCUGCUUUGCUCCUCGGGCCACCCUGGGGUCAAGGUCACCUUCCCCCCAGGGGCCACCCAGGAGCCUCGUCACGUGUCCAUGCAGGUGCUGCGCAUGGCUGGCCGGGAGCUGCGAGCCCUGCUCGGGGAGCCCGAGGCCGCUGUGAGCCCCCUGCUGCGCCUCUCCCAGAGCGGCCCCACGCCCUUCCUGCGGCCCGUCACCGUGCAGCUGCCCUUGCCUCCUGGCCUCACAGGCCUCGACCUGGACCGUUCCCGCCUGCACCUGCUGCACCGGGCCCCCCCUGAGGCCACAUGGGAUGACAUCACGGCUGCCGUGGCGCUGGAGGUCACCCACCUGUAUGCACGCUUCCAGGUCACACACUUCUCCUGGUACUGGCUCUGGUACACCACCAAAGCCCGCGUGGGGGACCUGGCCCGCAAGGCCUGGGAGCGGCUGCGGCUGCACCGCGUGAACCUCAUCGCACUGCAGAGGCGCCGGGACCCCGAGCAGGUCCUGCUGCAGUGCCUGCCCCGGAACAAGGUGGACGCCACCCUGCAGCGGCUGCUGGAGCGAUACCGAGGCCCCGAGCCCUCCGACACCGUGGAGAUGUUCGAGGGCGAGAAGUUCUUUGCAGCCUUCGAGCGGGGCAUCGAGGUGGACGCUGACCGCCCUGACUGCGUGGAGGGCAGGAUCUGCUUCGUCUUCUACUCACACCUGAAGAACGUGAAGGAGGUGUACGUGACCACCGCCCUGGACCGGGAGGCUCAGGCCGUGCGAGGACAGGUGUCCUUCUACCGGGGCUCGGUGCCCACGGAGGUGCCCGAGGAGGCCGAGGCCGCCCGGCAGAGGAAGGGCGCGGACGCCCUCUGGAUGGCCACUCUGCCCCUCAAGCUGCCGAGACUGCGGGCGCCCAAGGGGCGGGGGCAGGGGGCCAGCCUCUCCCUGGCACCUCUGAACCUGGGUGACGCUGAGAACGGCUUCCUGACUCAGGCCAACCUGCUGAGCGUGGCCGGGCGCCUCGGUCCUGACUGGCCCACCGUGGCCCUGCACCUGGGCCUGCCCUACAGGGAGCUGCAGCGCAUCCGACACGCCUUCCGGGAUGACCUGGACGGGCAGAUCCGACACAUGCUGUUCUCCUGGGCGGAGCGCCAGGCCGGGCAGCCAGGGGCCGCGGGGCUGCUGGUGAGGGCGCUGGAGCAGAGCGACCGGCGGGACGUGGCCGAAGAAGUCCGGGCGGUCUUGGACCUUGGCCACCGCAAGUACCAGGACAGCAUCCGGCGCACAGGCCUGGCCCCCGAGGACCCCCCGCUGCCGGGCCCUCCAGCGUCACAGGCCCUGGCCUAGGCCUGGCCGGCUUGGGCUGGACAGAGCCCCCAGCGCCCGGCCUCUCUGUGGUCGUGUGUGCAACAAAUACAGACGGUUCCAUCUGCC